AUGUUUCUGACUUUACCUCCUCUGGUGGAAAACCCGCCAGCAGCCGCAGUGAAUCAGGAAACAGCUCUCAAUCCUUCAACUGCCGCCGUCAAUGCCGAGAGUGUUUCUACUUCCUUGGCAGUAACGGAGGAAAUGUUUCUGACUUUACCUCCUCUGGUGGAAAACCCGCCCGCAACCGCAGUGAAUCAGGAAACAGCUUUCAAUCCUGCAACUGCCGCCGUCAAUGAUGAGAGUGUUUCUACUUCCUUGGCAGCAACGGAGGAAAUGUCUCCGACUUUACCUCCUCUGGUGGAAAACCCGCCAGCAGCCGCAGUGAAUCAGGAAACAGCUUUCAAUCCUGCAACUGCCGCCGUCAAUGAUGAGAGUGUUUCUACUUCCUUGGCAGUAACGGAGGAAACAGCUCUCAAUCCUUCAACUGCCGCCGUCAAUGCCGAGAGUGUUUCUACUUCCUUGGCAGUAACGGAGGAAAUGUUUCUGACUUUACCUCCUCUGGUGGAAAACCCGCCAGCAGCCGCAGUGAAUCAGGAAACAGCUCUCAAUCCUUCAACUGCCGCCGUCAAUGCCGAGAGUGUUUCUACUUCCUUGGCAGUAACGGAGGACAUGUCUCCGACUUUACCUCCUGUGGUGGCAGACCCGCCAGUAGCCGCAGCAAAUCAGGAAGCAACUCACAUCCUGGCAGUGCCUGGCAACCUGACGCCGCCGGUUCCCCACGUCAUGGUGGACUUAGUGGAGAUCCCUGGCAACUGCGCCACAGCGGUCCUAACCACCAGCCCAUUGACACAGGCUUGCUGCAAAACCGCUGUUGACCGCCUGCUAGCCACUGCCCAGAUGAGGUCGGAGUUUCUGCGCAAUGCGCGUUUGCCUUUCAAUGUGCACAAGUGGUGGCAACAUUUGGCACCACCGGUUCGCAGGCUUUACGAAGAGAGGCAGGAAGCCUUCACAGCUGGGCAGCGCUGGACCGGCAUAGCGGUUCUGAUCGCUGGUCAGGUCCGGGAUGGGACGCGGCCAUACAUCGUAGAGAACAUCCACAAGAACCUCUUCCAGGAGUUGAUAGAUGCCAACAUCCGGUACCACAUCUUUGCUGUCUUGGAGUACACCAGGAACGGCUUCAGUUGGCGGGGUCCGAAGAAUGAGAGUCGCAACUUCAACGACAACGACGUGCGGAGAGUGCUCGAACGCUAUGGCAAUGGAGGCAACUUCACCUUGUUGGAGUGGAAUGAGGAUCACAAGCAGCGAGCCAAGGCUCAGAUGCUGGAGAACUGCACCUGGAGACACUAUGUAGGUGAGCGUGUGCGUGCCUUGCCUCUGCAGUACGUCAAGAUCUCCGCAGCUUUGCACCUCAUGCGUCAAGCUGAAGAGAAGAUGGGCACGCGCUUUGCCCUGGUGGUGAGGAUUCGGCCUGAUGUGACCUACUCCCAGAGCAUGGGGCGUUUGCUUCAUGGGCGACUGGAAGAAGCCAAGGGUCCUGUGAACGUGUCAGUGCCAUCCAUGUGCGGCGCCAUCGGUGGCGGCCUGGGCGAUGCCGUGCUGGUGGCGGACCGCUGUAGCGUCGAGGCGCUCCACGCGGUGGCGCCGGUAGUGCAGGGCUGCAAGGUGGAGGAUGAUUGCCAGUCUUGGGUGGCCGUGAGAGAUGCAUGUUUGCAGUCCAAGACCCUCGCGACUGGCGGUGUGCUUCAAGAGGCAUGGGUGGAUUCCUACGGUGCUGCGCUAUGGCGUUCCGACCACGUCCUGUGGGAUAGGCGGCCAGUUGGGCUCGCCCAUUUGAGCGACGGAGUGAAGGCUGAUGAAACAGGACCCAAAGAACGGUUCGACGUUGGCCUGGUACUCGCCCUACAGCUGCGCCACACCUGCCGGGCCUUUCUGACGGACCCAGUGCCCCUGGAGCUGCUCCAAGAAAUUUUGGCCACCGCCAACCUGGCACCCUCCGGGGGCAACACGCAGCCGUGGCACCUCUAUGUGGUGACGGGUGCCAGCCUGAACGCCUUGACGGAAGCUGCCCUGAAGCACUUGAGUGGCUCCCGCGGCAGUGGGCCCUUGGAGUACAAGGUUUAUCCCAAGAAGGAGGAUCUGCCAGCGGACUUGCACCAGGCAUAUAUGAGUCGAAGAAUCAAAGUCGCCCAAGACAUGUGGCAACUGAUGGGUGUCAAGCGCGAAGAUAAGGCAGAACGAGCCAAAGCGCUCAUGGAGAACUUCCGAUUCUGGGGUGCACCUGUGGGCAUCAUCGUUACAGUCGAUCGUGGAGGCGAUAAAAACGCCUGGGGUCACGUGGGGAUGAUGCUGCAAAGCCUAUCACUGCUGGCUGUGCAGUAUGGUUUGGGCACUGCGAUGCUGGAAGCCUGGGGCAACCUUGGGAACUGUGUUUACGAAGCUUUGGACAUUCCGAUGGAGAGGGAGGUGAUUUGGUGUGGCGUGGCUUUGGGAUACCCGGAUUCAAGCUCCAAGUUGAGCGAUAUGGCCACAGAGCGAAGGAAGCUGCAGGAAUUCUGCCGCAUUUUCCCGGGAUUUGAAUCCAAGUCGAAGUUGUGA
Messenger RNA from Cladocopium goreaui, 2526 nucleotides. The record is from the annotation of a GenBank genome assembly. Lineage: Eukaryota; Dinophyceae; Suessiales; Symbiodiniaceae.